This is a messenger RNA of Bemisia tabaci, 891 nucleotides long. Its product is annotated as armadillo repeat-containing protein 7. Lineage: Eukaryota; Metazoa; Arthropoda; Insecta; Hemiptera; Aleyrodidae. The record is from RefSeq and is a predicted model, not a curated record.
AUAUGAGAAUUCUUUCUUAUCACCGAUUAAAAAAGAAUAAUUCAUUUUAAUAAUUUAAUCCCAUCAGUGUCUUUGCUUAUUCCAUGUUCUACUAACUGCUGACCCCACGUAUAUACUUAACCAUAGGAACUUCUUAUCCGGUGCUUAGAUUUUUCCUCCUGAAAGGUCGCACCGAAUGGCUCGGAGCAUGUGAAACUCAUGUUGCGUAAUCAGUCCCAUGUUCAGCACACCUGAGCGUCUAGCAGCCCGUACGCCCAAGGAUGGGGUUGGACGAUUUGAGUUCUUGGAGCUACUUGUCAAAGAGUUCAAAACUACCAAAUCAACAGAGGCUAAAGAGCAGGUGUUGGCAAAUUUAGCAAACUUUGCCUACGACCCAGUGAACUAUCAAUUUCUCAGAAAACUGUCUGUGAUUGAUAUUUUUCUCGAUCAACUUGGAGAAAGUAACAAAACCUUACGACAAUAUGCGCUUGGAGGCUUGUGUAAUCUUGCUCUAGAUCGUGAAAAUAAGUCCUACAUUUUGCACUGUGGGGGUGUCAAUAAAAUUGCCUUAUUCUUAAACAAUUCAGAUGAAGAUACAGUACUAUCUGCCAUAACCACACUGAUGUUCCUUGUCAAUCCUCAGUCAAAAAAAGAAAUCAAGAAGCCAGAUACUUUGAAAAGUAUCCUAGAACAUUCAAGGAACGAGAACAAGCGGAUAUCAAACCUUGCAAACAUUUUCUUACAAGACUAUUGCACUUCUGAGGAGAUAAAUGCUGUAUUAUUAAUGGAGGAAAUUCAAAAUAUCCCUGUCCCUGGACCAUCUACUUCUCAGACUUAAAACAGGCUUUUUCAAAAUUAAUCAUUGACACCUAAUUCCUUCUUACCCAAAACUUUAUUUUUUUAUAAUUAUCA